This is a messenger RNA of Zingiber officinale, 1448 nucleotides long. RefSeq lists its product as uncharacterized. Lineage: Eukaryota; Viridiplantae; Streptophyta; Magnoliopsida; Zingiberales; Zingiberaceae. The transcript is spliced from 2 exons. The record is from RefSeq and is a predicted model, not a curated record. Bases 61 to 861 code for a protein of 266 amino acids.
UCGAAUUCAAGCGACCGCUUUCUCUCCACUGUCUCUCGCUCUCUCUCUCUCGCUUUGAGCAUGAGAAUUUCCAAAAGCGUGAAGGUUAGUUUUUCGCCGGAAAUGGCGAAUCCGGGAUCGAGUUCCCGGACCAGGGGACGCGAGACCCUGAUUGGGGCAUCAAAGUUGGGAUUUUUAUUCCUCUGCAUCCUCUGCGUCGGCGCCGCUACUAGAGUGGCUGUUCCCGCCGCCGCCGAGGCUCUGGCCGUUGCUUUCCCUGGCUACCGGGCCGCACUCCGUUCCUGGCUCGCCCCGCCUUAUCUCUUCGUCGCCGUCCAUCUCAUCAUCUUUGUCAUCUGGAAGCUCUCCGACAAGAAGCAGCAACCACGAGAGCAUUGGGCGGCGGAGUCGAGGAUAGUGGACUUCGGGAACCCUAAAAAGUCUACAUUUUUGGGAUCUCCUCCCGUCGCUGGGAUUUCUGUGAAACCCUCACCGGACAUCUCGCCCCUCGGGACGAUUCCAUCAUCGGCGGCGGCUGUUGCCGCGUCGGAUCCCACUGAAAGAUCUCCAUCGGAUGUGUCUUGCCUCACAACGGAGUCCGAUGCGGUGCGCGUAGUUUCAUCGGCGGUCAUCAACAAAAGGGGCGUCGAAGAGGAGUCCAAGAGCAGCGUCAAAAAGGUGGAAGAGGGUUACGAGGCGGCGGCGAUAGCGAACGAGGCGAUCACGGGGAAGACGCCUCGCUCUCCAGCGACGCCACGCCACGAAGAAGCAAAGCAACCAGCGGCGGCUCCCUCGCCGUCAGCCACCGACGAAUUCAACCGGCGAAUCGAUGAUUUCAUCAAAAAGAACCGCGAGCAGAUCCGGCUUCUUAAUGGCCGGUGACGGCCUAGGAGAUCGAUCGACGAAUAAAUAAUUUAAAACACAAACUUUAUCUUUAUCUUCUUCAUUGCUCUUCAAAACCCUCUCAAAGAAACCUUCUAAUGGCGGAAGGAGACAAAAGGUCCAACUUCUCAGGUAAUCACUGUGCUCCUUUACCUUUGCCCGCCGCUAGAGAUUUUGCUACUUUAAGCAGACAGAAUCAACAUCGCUCGCUGACAAUUAAUCUUCUCUGUCUCCUGUCUGUCCUCGUUCUUCGAUUACCAAGCACAUGAUAGUUUUAUGGGUCUUCCUCCUUUUGGUUCUACAGGUUCUUCCUGGAAUGUUGGACUUGUUCUUGGUUUGAUGUAGCUGAUUCAACUGCCAAAUGACAUGAUCUGGUAGAAGAAUGUUUUUUUUUCCUUUUGGUUUUCCUGUUAGCUUAGUGUUUGAUAUAGGCCUGCUUAUUGAUGAAGUCUUUGUGUUCUGAUAGUCCUAUACUGUGCAUGUAGUCUGUCUGCUGUGUUAAUGCCAUGAGCUUUCUUGUUUGAUCAAUUCUGUGCAUGCUGUAGCAUAAUUUGCAUUGUGCUUCAAGUAGAAAAGUCGAUAGAAAA